Molecule: messenger RNA, 1487 nt
Organism: Drosophila santomea
Lineage: Eukaryota; Metazoa; Arthropoda; Insecta; Diptera; Drosophilidae
Product: lipase 1
Exons: 5
Coding region: 146-1465 (439 amino acids)
Biological process (GO): lipid metabolic process
Molecular function (GO): hydrolase activity, acting on ester bonds
Source: RefSeq, a predicted model, not a curated record
GUAAUCGGCGAUUCAAACCGUUGACAGUUUUCGAAUUGGUCUUCAGUUGAGUUCGUGUCGCGCUGCGUUGAGGUUGAGGUUGAAUUCCUCCCAGAGAUUCGCUUCCGUGAAAGUGAAACUUGCAGAUACUUGUGGCUAAAUCAAGAUGCGGUGCAGCCUGAGGAUGCGGCUGAUCCUGCUCCUGGGACUUUGUGUAUUCAUCUCCAGGAUCCAAGGCCAGCUGAUUGGUGGCGAGGAGGACGAAGAGGACGAGGAGGAGGAGGAAGAGGAGGAGGAGAGCGUGGAGGACGAAACGCCGGAAGACCGACUGCAGCGCAAGAACAUCAAACAAGAUUCGACUCUCAGUGUGGACAAAUUAAUCGCCAAGUACGGCUACGAGGCGGAGGUGCACCAUGUGACCACCGAGGACGGAUACAUUCUCACCAUGCACCGCAUCCGCAAGCAGGGCGCCCCGCCCUUCCUCCUGCAGCACGGACUCGUGGACAGCUCGGCGGGAUUUGUGGUAAUGGGCCCCAACGUGAGCCUGGCCUACUUGCUGGCCGACCACAACUACGAUGUCUGGCUGGGAAACGCGCGGGGCAAUCGCUACUCGAGAAACCACACCACCCUCGACCCGGAUGAGUCCAAGUUCUGGGACUUCAGUUGGCACGAGAUCGGCAUGUACGACUUGCCCGCGAUGAUUGAUCACGUGCUAAGGGUCACUGGAUUCCCGAAACUGCACUACGCCGGCCACUCGCAGGGAUGCACCUCCUUCUUCGUGAUGUGCUCCAUGCGUCCUGCCUACAACGCCAAGGUCGUCUCCAUGCAGGCCCUCGCCCCCGCCGUUUACGCCAAGGAGACCGAGGACCAUCCCUACAUCAGGGCCAUCAGCCUGUACUUUAAUAGCCUGGUAGGCAGCUCAAUUAGGGAGAUGUUCAACGGCGAGUUCCGGUUUCUGUGCCGGAUGACGGAGGAGACGGAACGCCUGUGCAUCGAGGCAGUGUUUGGAAUCGUGGGUCGCAACUGGAACGAGUUCAACAGGAAAAUGUUCCCCGUGAUCCUGGGUCACUAUCCGGCAGGAGUGGCUGCCAAGCAGGUGAAGCACUUCAUCCAGAUCAUCAAGAGCGGUCGCUUUGCGCCGUAUAGCUACAGUUCGAACAAGAACAUGCAGCUGUACAGGGAUCACCUGCCGCCUCGCUACAACCUGAGUAUGGUGACAGUGCCCACUUUCGUGUACUACUCCACCAAUGAUCUGCUAUGCCACCCCAAGGACGUGGAGUCCAUGUGCGAUGACCUGGGCAACGUGACGGGCAAGUACCUGGUGCCGCAGAAGGAGUUCAACCACAUGGACUUCCUCUGGGCCAUCGAUGUGCGGAAAAUGCUCUACCGGCGUAUGCUGCAGGUCCUCGGAAAACUGCCUGAGGGCUCGCAAGAAGAGGCUAAUCGAUCCAGGAGGGAAGUCCGCGGACGAUUCAUACGGUCUUGAGUAUGUUUAAUAUAAGUUGUAA